GCGUCUGCACUGCAACUAACACCAAAAAUGGGAGCUUAAAUGCUCAAUUUCAACACCCAUGGGCGGGAAUGAAGUCGCUAUCUUCAAUUCAAAACUUAAACAUUUGAAAUUGAUUAUAUUUUUUCUAUAAAAAUAGGGUUUCAUAAAGUCUCUCUCGAUACUCACUCAACAUCACAUGCUCCCUGUCUUUAGCUCAUGUUAUACCUGCCAUGGUAGCACUAGCUAGUACCACAACCUUCAUAAAAUAGAAACCAUUAAUUAUUCUGUCAAACUUGUGGGGUUGUUUUCUUUACAUCAGAUAUUGCUCUGAGCCUCUGACAUUCCUCAGAUCUUUGCACUGCUGCUUCCUAUUGGGUUUCAAGCUUCGACAUUAGUUUCAUUUUAUCUGGUCUCCGGUCAAAGUAGUGCAGAAGCAAAUGCGAUUCUGCUUUGAAACUUAGAGGUCGAGCGAGAUGGAGAAGAAGAGUUGGUGGAAGCGGAAGUCCUCUGACCGGAGUCCUGGUGAGACAGAAAGUUCCACUUCAAUAUCUUCACAUUCCGAGAGUAACUCCGAUGAAAAGGUGGACCAUGACAGCUUACAGAAAUCACAAUCAUCUGAAGUCACCUCAAGAGUUUCAACCCCCAACACAGAGACUAAUGACAGUUUCAAAAAUCUGACAGAAAAGCUAUCAGCUGCUCUUGUUAAUGUCGGUGCUAAAGAAGAUUUAGUCAAACAACAUGCCAAAGUUGCAGAAGAAGCUGUUGCAGGUUGGGAAAAAGCAGAAAAUGAAGUUACAACAUUAAAACAACAACUUGAAGCAGCUUUACAACAAAAUUUAGCUCUUGAGGUUCGAACAAAUCAUCUUGAUGGUGCUCUUAAAGAAUGUGUCAAACAAUUAAGGCAAGCAAGAGAAGAGCAAGAACAACGUAUCAAUGAGGCUUUAGAGGAUAAAAAACAUGAAUGGGAACUAACAAAAAAGAAUCUUGAAAUGCAAAUUUGUAAUCUCAAAGCAAAAUCACAAGUCAACAAAUCCGAAUGCUCCCCUGUUGAUCCAAAAAUCAUCCUAAAGCUUGAAACUUUGGAGAAAGAGAAUUCUGCCCUAAAGUCUGAGAUCAUCAUCCAAUCAGAAGAGCUAGAAAUCCGGACCAUUGAAAGGGAUUUGAGCACACAAGCAGCAGAAUCUGCUAGUAAACAGCAGCUAGAAAGCAUAAAGAAAGUGGCAAAACUUGAAGCAGAAUGCAGGAAGUUGACUUCAUUGACUCGAAAAUUGCCUUCUGUUAAUGAUAAUAAUCAUAAAGCUGUUUCGAUUUCUUCUUUUUAUGUUGACUCUCUCACAGACAGUCAAUCAGACAGAUCAGAAAAGUUAGAUGUUGACUCAUUCAAAGUCAACAAAUCUGAGCAUAAUGAAAAUGAUGAUUCAUGGGCAUUGGCGCUAAUUGCUGAGCUGGAUCAAUUCAAAAGUGGAAAAUCUGUGGCAAAAAACGUUGAAAUUAGUAAUAUUAUGGAUGAUUUCUUGGAAAUGGAGCGAAUUGCUUCUUUAUCAGAGGCUCAGAAUGAAACAUCGCGUUGCAAUUCUGAAACUGAAGAUAUGAAAAGUGAAGUUGAAGUAUUGAGAAUGAGGGUUUGUGAAUUGGAAGAGAAAUUAGAAGAAUUAGAGGCUGAAAAAGGUGAACUUGAGAGUGCUUUGAAUGCAAGUAAAGAAUCUCUUGAUGAGACAAAAAGUCAAAUGGUUGACCUCCAAAAGGAGCUGAUGAUGGUGAAUGAGUCAAAGAAGUCGGUUGAAUCUAGACUUGUUGAUUUGGAAAUGGAGGCCCGAAUCAUAUCUUCAGAAAAUGAUUCGAUUAAGGAGGAUAUUAAAAAGGAAAGAAUUUUGUCAUCUGAAAUGACAAUUAAAUGUCAGAGAUUAGAGAAGGAAGUUAUGAAGAAAAGUGAGGAGUUUAAGCUUCAGCAAUCUGCCAUUUCAAAUGGUGAAUUAAAAGUGAAACAAGAUCUUGAGGUGGCAGCAGCUGAUAGGCUAUCUGAAUGCCAAAAAACAAUAUCAUCACUUGCACGACAGUUGGAAUCUUUAGCGACACUUGAAGACUUUUUGAUUGACACUGCAAAUCUCCCUGGUUUUUCUAAUGGAUCAUCUGUCUCAAAAACUAAAACUGGAGUUGAGCUAUGGAAAUUGCAUUCAAAUGAUACUUUCAUGCCUAAAAAGACUUUACUUCCUGCAAAAGAAGAUGAAAGCAAUUGCAGUCCUUCAAUGGAUGAUGAGUCACCAGGAUCUUCUUCUUCUUCUUCUUCAACUUCAUCUGGUCAUUCUAAAAGUAACAACAGUUUUGAAAAGCUGUUUUUGAGGAGUAAGAAUGGAGUUCAAGGUGAAAGUCAUCAAGGGUAAGAAGUAAGAACAUAUUUAGUGUGUAAUAAUUGUGGAUUAAAUUGUGUUUAGUGAAAAUGUGAGUUUAUUGAAAGGUUUUUAGACUCUA
Molecule: messenger RNA, 2448 nt
Organism: Lactuca sativa (garden lettuce)
Lineage: Eukaryota; Viridiplantae; Streptophyta; Magnoliopsida; Asterales; Asteraceae
Product: filament-like plant protein
Source: RefSeq, a predicted model, not a curated record